Fonsecaea erecta is the source of this 1623-nucleotide messenger RNA. RefSeq lists its product as hypothetical. NCBI's taxonomy places the organism in Eukaryota, Fungi, Ascomycota, Eurotiomycetes, Chaetothyriales, Herpotrichiellaceae. The record is from RefSeq and is a predicted model, not a curated record. Bases 1 to 1623 code for a protein of 540 amino acids. The transcript has 2 exons.
AUGGCACCGCUGGAUCCCAACCGCUGGACGUUCACAGAGUAUGUGUGCUUUCUGCGAAGCCAUGGCUUUCAUAAUCUCGCUGGCCUUGACGCUUUCCUCCAAUGGGGACUCGAGGCUAGCCGAAUGCCGACAAUGCAACGACCUCAGCGAGCAACAGCCAUUCUUCUAGAAUUCGGCACGUCCAGCUUCAGAACGUCAGACCUUACAGACACUUCGAAACUCAGGGUGUUGUUAAAGGAAUGGACCAGAAGGUCUCCCGAAACACCGCCUACAUCGCCGGCUUCUGGUUCACAAGGACGCGGUGCUCGAGGGCGGAUCAUCAUGGUCAACAAUAUCAACCCGGAGAUGGUUGACACGCUUGGGAGUCUUCUUAAUAUUGAGCCGGCAUUCUUCGCCUCGCAUAUCAGUGACUCUGCCAUUGGCGGUGCUGGGGACGGCCAUACGGGAUCGCCACUAGCAUCACAAAAUCUAAAGCACCAGAAGAACUUCUUUUCAAUUGAAUACCCUUGCACGUUCCUGACCACAAACUGUGGGAAGGACGUCGACAUCGAGAAGCUCUACAGCAAAGGGAACUAUCACAGACGAGUCGAAGUUUGCUCGAGACAUGGAAGACAGAAAGUCGCCGUAGCCCGUCGAAAAAUCUCUUUCUAUAUGAAGAAGACUCUCGACCCAUGGAUAUGUGUGGUACUUGUUGACCCGCCCAUCUCCUUCUUCACGCUUGGAGCAGAACCAUACGGAGCGUACUCCCCGAGCCAACGCCUUGAAGUUGCCGGCUAUCAGGGAGGCUACCUUGACUUCCUUGAACAAAAGCCACCUUCAAACAGGAACGACCACGACUAUCGUUCAUGUGGUGCUAGGCCAAUGUGUCCCAAUCCAUUCGACGACCUCUGCCGACACUGGCAGAUCAUGGCCCGAGACGGCCUUCUCAACCCAGCCGACAAGAAUUUGGUCAACAUUAUGCGGCCAGCAUUUCAAAUUGCAGCCAGCGAAUGUACCAAUUUCUUUGACUACAUUCGGUCGACACUAGAAAGCCAGAUGAUCUCCACCUCCCUCACAGUCGACCCAACAAAGACGAAGAGGAUUCUGGACAAAGUUAUUUCCCUCGACUCGAUGCUCAGCAGAUACAAGCCCAUCCUGACGCGGAUUAAAACCUACCUCUCCUCCGACUCGGAAUUGAAUGAGGACUACCGGAGCCUCUUGAUCGACCUGCACCACUAUAGAGCAGAAUGCGACUCAAAAAUGCAGCACAUUCUCGCCGUCUCUCAAUGCCAAGAUACCUCCUCCCUCCGUUCAAUAGAGUCCGAUUCCCAACGUCAAGCAGAUUACUCACGUUACCUAACCAUCAUCGCCCUCAUCUACGCUCCUUUUGCACUGUCAUGCGCGAUAUUCAGCCUACCGCACGAUUUUGCCCCUGGAGCACAUUACUUCUACGGGCUUUUGCCUGCAACUGCCGGGGUGGCGAUUGUGUUUUUGUUGCUGGUCUUGCCGGAAGCGAGGGACCCCUUACCAAGCAUCAAGGCAGCAUUCUGCGGGAAGCUCACCAAGAAGAAAUUGCUUGCUAAACCGAGCAGUCGGGGUUCGAGAACAGGGCUCAAUGAGAAGUUGGACAUGGAUGAGGUAUAA